Molecule: messenger RNA, 1002 nt
Organism: Naegleria gruberi
Lineage: Eukaryota; Heterolobosea; Eutetramitea; Acrasida; Naegleriidae
Exons: 1
Coding region: 1-1002 (333 amino acids)
Molecular function (GO): protein binding
Source: RefSeq, a predicted model, not a curated record
AUGAUUGAUAAUAAUAAUAACAAUAUGAAGAAAAUUAAGAAGAAUUCAUCACUGUCCUAUUUUCAUAAUUUUAAUGGUCAUCAUAAUAGUCAGUAUCAAACAACAUCAACAUUGAUAACUAUGAAUGGUUGUUCGGGAAUGAAAACAAGCCAGUCAGAGUUUGAAUUGAUUGGAUGCAUUGGAAGUUAUGGUUCUCAGAAUGGUCAAUUCAAGAAUCCAUCUGAUGUGGCUAUUGAUUUCAAAAAUCAAUUAAUAUUUGUUGUGGAUACAGAUAAUAGACGUAUUCAGGUUUUUGAUGAGUCAACUCUGACAUUCAAGUACAUGUUUACGACACCAUUCAAACCAAAUGCAGUGACAGUUCAUUGGGAUCACACUUUAAUUAUUAGUUUCACUCGAGAUUCAUUGAUUUGUAAAUAUGAUUUUAAUGGAAAUGAGAUAUGGAGAUGGGGAGGAGUUACAACAAAGAAUGUAAUGGAUUCUCCAACAGGUGUUGUGGUUGACUAUGAGGGAAAUAUCUAUGUUUGUGAUUGGUUUAAACAUAGAAUUGUAGUUUUUUCUCCAGGUGGUGAAUUACUGAAAUCGAUAGGAUCUAUGGGAAAGGAAUAUGGUCAAUUCUCAUUCCCAAGAGAUAUUGACAUUGACAGUGCUGGGAAUAUCAUUAUUUCUGACAGUGGAAAUAAUCGCAUACAGAUACUGAAAUCUAAUGGAGAAUUUAUAAGUAGUUUUGGAAGUAUUGGAAAUGAUAAGGGAGAAUUUCAAGCACCAAACUCUGUUUUUGUGGACAAGUCAACUGGUGAUAUAUUUCUUACAGAGUGGGAUUCACAUAGAAUUUCAAAAUUUCAUCCUAGCAAUCCCUUUUCUGGUUCUACUUGCAUUGGUAGCUUUGGAAACCAUGAAAAUUCACUGAAAUAUCCUUCUGGAAUUGCAUUCUGCUACGGGUCAUCUCGUUUGUUUAUUGUUGAUACUGGAAAUAAUAGAAUCAAGGUUUACAGAGUUACAUGA